GAAUACGAUGGUUGGCGAUAGUAGAGGCAACUGAAGAUUACAACCCUUUUAAAGGGAAAAGAAACAAACAAACCGGCAUCCCACUCCGCGCGAUUGACAAAAGGAUAAAAAUAAGCAUAGCGUCAUCCAAAGGUAGCGUUUGUUCUCUAUAAAUAUUAAAAGUAAAUGGUUAUUCUUAUUAGAAACUAUGUUUUCUUUUGAUUUAAACAUAGAUUUUGGCGUUCCCGAUGCUGAGAGAAAGAGGAUAAAAAUUAACAUAGCGUCAUCCAAAGGUAGCGUUUGUUCUCAACAAAUAUCAAAGGUAAAUGGUUAUUCUUAUUAGAAACUAUGUUUUCGUUUGAUUCAAGCAUAAAUUUUGAUAAUCCGGAUGCUGAGAGGAAGUGUUUUCUUGAGUUUGACAGUAACAACAAAGGGUAUUUAGACGAAAAUGAUUUUUUUAAUUUACUCCAGGCGCUCGUAUGCAAGGAAACGAAACCAACCAUAGCAGAUUCUGCGGAACUUUUCUGCUCGUUUGAUAAAAAUAAAGAUGGUAAGAUUGAUUCGGUUGAAUAUAUGAAUGUAUGGCAUAACUGGAUCAAAAAAUUGGUAAGUCCGAUAACUGCUUUACUUGUGAUAGACGUUCAAAAUGAUUUUAUAGAUGGAUCAUUAGCUCUGAGGUGUUGUCCUGCAAAACAAGAUGCCAAAGAAGUAAUACCUGUUAUAAAUAAUAUUUUACAGACUCAGAAAUUCGACGUCAUCGUUUAUUCUUUAGAUUAUCAUCCAGAAAAUCAUAUAUCUUUCAUUGAUAAUGUUAAUCUAUAUGAACUAAGUGGAAACUAUGAGAAGGAUUCUGCGAAAAUUAAAUUAUUUGAUCGUGUUAAAUUUUCUAAACCAAUAGCAAUGGAGCAGGUGCUAUGGCCAAAACAUUGCAUCCAAAAAACAUGGGGAUCUGAAUUUCAUCCUGAUUUAAAAGUGAUUAAAGACUCAAUUAUGAUAUACAAAGGAACAAAUUCAGAUAUUGAUAGUUAUUCUGCGUUUUAUGAUAACCUAAAAUUGUCUGAAACAUCUUUACAUUCUGAACUACAAAAAAGACAUGUAACGCAUGUUUUUGUUUGUGGUAUUGCAUAUGAUUAUUGUGUAUCAUUUACCGCUAUAGAUGCCUUAGAACUAGGCUAUGCUACUGUUGUUAUUCGAGAUGCCACUAAAGGGACUGAUGAAACAAGCAUAAAUGUUAUGACUGAAAAAUUAAAGAAUAGUAAUUGUGUCAUAGAAAAUUCUUCUGACUUAGAGAAAUUUCUUACAGCAAAAAGUAUAAAUUUAGAAUUCGCUAAAGUUAUGGGAAAACACAUUAAUUAAGUUUUUUAGU
Molecule: messenger RNA, 1345 nt
Organism: Parasteatoda tepidariorum (common house spider)
Lineage: Eukaryota; Metazoa; Arthropoda; Arachnida; Araneae; Theridiidae
Source: RefSeq, a predicted model, not a curated record